Gasterosteus aculeatus aculeatus (three-spined stickleback) is the source of this 2112-nucleotide messenger RNA. Its product is annotated as keratin, type II cytoskeletal 8-like. Gene Ontology annotation, molecular function: structural constituent of skin epidermis. Gene Ontology annotation, cellular component: keratin filament. Gene Ontology annotation, biological process: keratinization; intermediate filament organization. NCBI's taxonomy places the organism in Eukaryota, Metazoa, Chordata, Actinopteri, Perciformes, Gasterosteidae. The record is from RefSeq and is a predicted model, not a curated record.
GCAGACAGUGUCGACAGUCAGACACUCAGAGGGACUUGGCUCUCCUUUUGAAGACUGCUCAUCUGUUUUCCACUUCUCAGAGAACUGUCAACCUUUACCACUGCAAAGAUCAUGAGGAAGGCAUACUCAGUCACAAGCUCCGGUGGCAGCACCAGGAGAUCCUUUGCACCAACUAGCAGCUUCUCAAACAGAUCCUCUUUUAAUGUUGGUGGAGUUGGAGCUGGUUACGGUAUGUCUUCAAUGGGUGGUAGUUAUGGCUUUGGUUCUAGCCAAGCAAGCAUUGCUCCACAGAUCACCGCUGUCCAAGUCAACCGGAGCCUGCUGGCUCCUCUGAACCUGGAAAUUGACCCAUCCAUCCAAGCUGUCCGCACCCAGGAGAAGGAGCAGAUUAAGACCCUCAACAACCGAUUUGCCUCCUUCAUCGACAAGGUUCGUUUCCUCGAGCAGCAUAACAAGAUGCUGGAAACCAAAUGGAGGCUCCUGCAGGACCAAACCACCACCCCCUCCAACAUCGACGGUAUGUUUGAGGCCUACAUUGCAAACCUGCGCAGACAGCUCGACGGGCUGGGCCACGAGAAGUCCAAGCUGGAUAGGGAGCUGGGGAAUAUGCAGGGCCUGGUUGAGGAGUUUAAGGGAAAGUAUGAUGAGGAAAUCAACAAACGUGCAACUGCAGAGAACGAGUUUGUGCUCUUGAAGAAGGAUGUUGAUGCUGCCUACAUAAAUAAGGUGGAGCUGGAGGCAAAAGCUGAUGCUCUUCAGGAUGAGAUCAACUUCCUCAGGGCCGUCUAUGAGGCCGAGCUUCGGGAACUGCAGGGCCAGAUCAAGGAUACCUCCGUCGUCGUGGAGAUGGACAACAGCCGUAACCUGGACAUGGACUCUAUAGUGGCUGAAGUGCGUGCUCAGUAUGAGGACAUCGCAAACCGCAGCAAGGCUGAAGCAGAGACCUGGUACAAGCAGAAGUAUGAGGAGAUAAAGAGCUCCGCUGGACAGUAUGGGGAAGACCUACGCUCAACCAAGGCUGAGAUUUCAGAAAUAAACCGCAUGAUUCCCCGUCUUCAGAAUGAGAUUGAGGCCAUCAAAGAACAGCGGACCAGUCUUGAGAAACAGAUCUUAGAGGCUGAGGGGCGUGGUGACCAGGCAGUAAAGGAUGCCAAGCUAUCUAUCACAAAGCUGGAGGGUGCACUGCAGCGAGCUAAGCAGGACAUGGCCCGCCAGGUGCGCGAGUACCAGGACCUGAUGAAUGUCAAGUUGGCCCUGGACAUCGAAAUUGCAACCUACAGGAAACUGCUGGAAGGAGAAGAGAGCAGACUGAACAGCGGAGGUUCAAAUGCAACCAUCCUUUUCCAGCAGACCUCUGGAGGAUGCUCCAGCUCCAGCUCCGGUGCUGGGUUUGGCUUCGGUGGCAGCAGUCUGUCUGGUGGAUAUGGUGGUACUAUUACCAAGACCAGCACCUCAUCAACCAGUUCCAGGAGAUUCCAUUGAAAGGAGAGCCAUCCCUCUUCCCCCUCGGAAACCCCUUCAGUUUGAUCUAAAUCUGUACCCCUCAUGGUGCUAUGAUAUAAUAUUAAGGAAGACCAACAUGGCCUACGACAAACAAUGGCCCUGUCAGUUCUGCACUGAUCAAGAAAUACACAAAAAUAUAUUUAUAUCUUUACAUUGUAUGAAGGUUAAAGCAACUUACAUCAAAUGAAACUGGAAGAAAAUAAAUCUGAGGACUAAAAUAUCAUUUUCAUUUUUCUUACAAUAAUCACAACCAAAAUAUGAGUAGGUUCUUAAGAUGGUUCUAAAUACGUACGUAAAUACUCUGGAAAUUUCCACCUGUAGAUUUCACAUGAGGGCAGUGCUGUGCCACUUUUUUUACAACUCACUUGCUCCUUGGAGUGCUGUCCAGGAGAUGUGCAAGCUCAGAUCCCUUAAAGACCCACCGUCAUUAUAGUUUAAUCAUUAAGUGUUUAAUCAUUAAGUGUUUAAACAAGUUUGAAUUAAUUUGAGUAUUAGAAAGAUGAAAAUGUAAGAAAGUGUUUUUCUCUUUUUACUCUGUCUCUUUGUCUCUCUAUACACCUAGUUGUUGAUGAUUAACUGUAAAAAAUGCUUCUCUCAUAUUAAUAUUAA